Messenger RNA from Morone saxatilis (striped sea-bass), 918 nucleotides. RefSeq names its product potassium channel, subfamily K, member 15 (gene kcnk15). Gene Ontology annotation, cellular component: membrane. The record is from RefSeq and is a predicted model, not a curated record. Gene Ontology annotation, molecular function: potassium ion leak channel activity. The transcript is spliced from 3 exons. The coding region runs from base 1 to 918 and encodes 305 amino acids. Gene Ontology annotation, biological process: stabilization of membrane potential; potassium ion transmembrane transport. NCBI's taxonomy places the organism in Eukaryota, Metazoa, Chordata, Actinopteri, Moronidae.
AUGCCGACACCGAGGAUGAAGAAGCAAAACGUCCGGACCCUGUCGCUCAUCCUCUGCAUGUUCUCCUACUUGCUGGUCGGCGCCGCGGUGUUUGACGCGCUGGAGUCCGAGUCGGAGAGCUCCCGCAGACGCAUCCUGGAGCAGAAGCGCAACGAGAUGAAGAAGAAGUACCGCUUCUCCGAGGACGACUACCGCGAAAUCGAGCGAGUGGUGCUGCAAGCUGAGCCCCAUCGCGCCGGGAGACAGUGGAAAUUUGCUGGCUCUUUUUACUUUGCCAUAACAGUCAUCACCACCAUUGGUUAUGGACAUGCAGCACCAGGCACAGAUGCAGGAAAGGUCUUCUGCAUGUUCUAUGCAGUACUGGGCAUUCCCCUGACUUUGGUCAUGUUCCAGAGCCUGGGUGAAAGGAUGAACACGUUUGUCCGCUAUCUCCUGCAUAAGACAAAGCAGUGUUUGGGCUGUCGACGCACCGAAGUGUCCAUGGAAAACAUGGUCCUGGUGGGCUUCCUGUCCUGCAUCGGAACCCUGUGUGUUGGGGCUGCAGCCUUCUCCCACUUCGAGGGAUGGAGCUUCUUCCAUGCUUACUACUACUGCUUCAUCACACUCACCACUAUUGGCUUUGGGGACUUUGUGGCCCUGCAGAAAAAGGAGGACCUACAAGAAAAAUCGCCCUACGUGGCGUUCAGCUUCAUGUACAUCCUGGUAGGGCUAACUGUUAUCGGGGCCUUCCUGAACUUGGUGGUGCUUCGCUUCCUCACCAUGAACACUGAGGAUGAGAGGAGAGAUGCUCAAGAGAGGGCGUCAGUGAAGAGGGACAGAGGCCUCUUGGAUGGGGGUCUGGGGCUCCAUGUUGUAGGGGAACAGAGCAGAGAGAGCCACAGAGAGAGAUCCCCUUUUAGACUGGGGCUAGGAAAAUAG